Molecule: messenger RNA, 1095 nt
Organism: Lolium perenne
Lineage: Eukaryota; Viridiplantae; Streptophyta; Magnoliopsida; Poales; Poaceae
Source: RefSeq, a predicted model, not a curated record
AUGGCGUCGCGGACGCUGGCCAGAGCUGCUCGGGGGCUUCCGCCGUUAUCCCCUUUGGCCUUGAGAACCAUCGCGGUCACCGAUGCGGGCAGAUCCGGUGAAGCAGAAAGAGCCCUCAAACUGUUCGACGCAAUGCCUAGCAAGAACCAGGUGGCAUGGAACGCGGCGCUGCCGCGCUCGUGGACGCCGGUCGUACAGAGUGGGCGCUCUCCUUCUUCCAGUGAAGCAGAAAGAGCCCUCAAACUGUUCGACGCAAUGCCUAGCAAGAACCAGGUGGCAUGGAACGCGGCGCUGCCGCGCUCGUGGACGCCGGUCGUACAGACCAUGAUGUCGUGCCAUGUCCGCAAUGGUGAGCCCGGCGGAGCUCUUGAGCUAUUUGUGGUCCUCUACGGUGAGCUCUUUGCGCGCAAGGUUCUGCCCAACGCCCACUCCUUCAGCUCACUGCUCAAGGCAUGUGUUGCCCUCAGGUUGCUCUCUGUGGCGUCACAGCUCCACUCGUGCAUCGUCAAGCUCUUGGACGAGGGGAGCGAAGAUUGCAUCUUUGCUUGGAAUGCGUUGAUUGAUGUGCACGCAAAGCUGGGUGCACUGUCUGAUGCUGAGAAGGUGUUCCAUGGGAUGCGGUAUAAGAACAUCUCUUCCUGGAACAUCAUGAUGGGUGGAUACUCACUGCAUAAGCUCGGUGACAGGGCCCUUGAUCUCUCCAAAUCGAUGAUGAGAAAGGAUGCCGUCUCAUGGAGCAUCAUAAUAUCCUGCCUGUGGGAGAACCGCCGUGGAGAAGACGCACUCCGCCUCUUCAUCCAUCUGGUAAGAUUGGAAGGCCGCAGUGAUGGCCACGGCAAUGGCAAGCUGUGCAUGUCAACAUACACUACCGUUUUGCACAUCUGCUCAGUGCUGGCGUUGCUUGUUUUUGGGAGCCAUGCUGGAUUGGUCGCCGACGGGCUAGGCUACUUCCACUCCAUGAAUGAAAAGUAUGGAGUGGAGCGGACACUUGACCACUACUUCAAUGCUAUCGAUCUGCUCGGUCGUGCAGGGAGGCUAGAAGAGGCACAUUCCCUGCUUCAGAACAUGCCGCUCGCACCAACUGUGGUGGCGUAG